AUGCUUUGGGCUUAUUUAUUAUUAGCUAUUGCAACGGUUGCUUCCGCUGGAAAAGUUUUAGUAUUAGUUGAGAAUCUAGGAGCCAAGGACACACACUCAAUCUUCCUCCAAUCCCUGAAAGAGAGAGGACACCAAGUUUUCGUUAGAACUGCCGAUGAUAGUUCAUUGAAUCUUCAGAAGUAUGGAGAGCUUGUUUAUGACCAUUUGAUUCUUUUCGCACCAUCAGUAGACGAGUUCGGUGGAACCGUCAACGUUAAGGAGAUUGCAAGCUUUGUUGAUGCUGGAGGAAACGUUAUUGUUACCGGUGGAGCUAAUCUUGGUGAAGCCAUCAGAGAGUUGGCCAUUGAACACGGAUUUGAAUUCGAUGAGACUGAUACCGCUGUAAUCGACCACAAGAACUAUGAUGCUCUAUUGGAUGAUGGAUUCCACACCACUAUUGUUGCUGGAAAAGAUCAACUCAUCAAGUCGAACCUCAUCGUCGGGGAAACCAAGAAUUUGAACCCUAUUCUUUACAAGGGAUCAGCUCUGGUUGCCGGUAAGAACAACCACCUUCGCCUCGAGGUUCUCCAUGCCUCCCCAUCUGCUUAUUCCUACAAGCCUGCUGAACCUCUCAUGAGAAACCCUUCUAUUGCUGGUAAGCAUGCCAUUCUUGUCGGAGCUGUUCAAACCCGUAACAAUGCUCGUGUUGUCUUCACUGGAUCUUUGGAGAUGUUCUCAAACAAGUUCAUCAAUGCCCAAGUUCACAAAGCCGGUUUGACUGAGAAGCCUGUACCUUCUGGAAAUCUUGCUCUUGUCACUGACUUGUCUAAGUGGGCUUUGAAAGAGACCGGUGUUUUGAGAGUCAAGAAGGUUACCCAUCACUUGGCCGGAAAGAAUAUCGUCCCAACUGAAUACACGAUCACUGAUGAAGUCGAAUACAUCAUUGAAAUCGAAGAGUUCAAGAACGGUAAAUGGGAGCCAUUCCAAGGAAAGGAUGUCCAAUUGGAGUUUGUACGUAUUGAUCCUUUCGUCAGAACUGUUCUUCAAAACAAGAACGGAAGACUCUCAAUCAAGUUCACAUUGCCAGAUGUUUACGGAGUCUUCAAAUUCCUAGUCGAUUAUAGAAGAGUUGGAUAUUCUCAUCUUCAUGAUGUCCAACAGGUAUCCGUUCGUCCACUGUUGCACACUCAGUACGAACGCUUCAUUCCAUCAGCCUAUCCCUAUUAUGCCUCAUCAUUCUCCAUGAUGGCGGGAUUAGUUUUGUUCUCCAUUGUUUUCCUUCAUUUCAAGGAACCAGCAAAAGUUUCUACUGCUGCCAAGAACAAGUAG
Messenger RNA from Auanema sp. JU1783, 1308 nucleotides. The record is from the annotation of a GenBank genome assembly. Lineage: Eukaryota; Metazoa; Nematoda; Chromadorea; Rhabditida; Rhabditidae.